Molecule: messenger RNA, 1233 nt
Organism: Ceratotherium simum simum (southern white rhinoceros)
Lineage: Eukaryota; Metazoa; Chordata; Mammalia; Perissodactyla; Rhinocerotidae
Source: RefSeq, a predicted model, not a curated record
UGAAGGGGCAACAUGAGGGGAUGAGAACAAUUUCCCACUGCCAUGUGCCCACCUCCCCUGGCCUCCCAAGACCAAAAUGGGAGCAGGGGGACAGGUGACUCUGCAGAGUUCAGGUGUUAGAAGAUGAGAGGGAGGGACUGGGAGCUUGAAGAAGGUUUUUCCAUCUACAACCAAGUCAACUGCCUCACCAAGCUUAGUCGUGGAUGCCCAGGGGCGGAAGAGGCCUAGGUCUCGAGAAGCUUUGGGGAUCUUCAGUCAGACCGUGCGGGGCUGUGAGGAGAAAAAGCAUAUGAGCCCUAAACAAGCUGGAUGUUGUAGCUGAGAGCCCGGGAGCAGUACUGGCGCCGCCAGGAACAGGAAGAGGUGCGGCUGACAGAACACCUGGAGGACCUGAGCCAGGAGCUCCUCUUCACUCCAGGCAAAGACUCCAGGCAGCAGCGGAGGGCUGCUGAGGAGGCCUAUGUAGCCCUGGAGACCCGCUGCCUGCAAGAGACUGAGAGGAGAGCCAGAGCCCUGAACAUGCAGAGUGGCCCAGUGCAAGGCCUGCUCUCUCAAGGAGACAGAGAGGAGUGGGAACAGGAGGCACAAGUGGCGCUGGGCAUGGGGAAAGUCCUGCAGAGUUUAGGACAGGCAGCAGAAAAGCUCAGGCAAGCAGCUAGCUGGCUGCAGGGCCAGGAGGAAGAGAUGUGGCUACAGCAGAGUAGGAAUCAGAGUCCACAGAUCUGGAACUGUCCCGGAAAGGUGGUUCAGCAUCUCUCUGAUGAGCUUCAGGUGGUGGUGAGGGAGAGACAGAGCUUCCUGGAUAGGGCCCUCGGUCAAUUGCAAUACCAACGGGAGCUGAGCCGCCUCCAACUCUUGCACACUCAGAUUGUUGCCUCAGGAACCCCUGUGUGUUUGGAGAAUUACCUUGAAGACAUAUUUUUACGGAACAAUCACCACUUCUCUCAGGGACCGGACUGCUGCCUGGCCACUGUCAGUGACCGGGCUGCUGCCUGCUCACUGUUGAUCCCCUUCCUGAAGAGCCUCACUGCAGCGCUAGUGGGAUCUCAAGGCCAUGGCCUAGGAUUGGAGGAUCAGGGUCCUGGAACAGAUGCAGAUAACGUUGACGUCAUGUGGACCUCACCACUCUUCUCCAGCCUGAAGAAAGUAGACAUCUGGUCCCAACCCCACAAGGAGGGAGCUGAACUGCAAGGACAAGCGCAUCACAAACCAGGUGACCUCCUUUCCCUGUAG